AUGAGUCGAGCUCUUCUCGUUUUCCCUUUUUUGAGCGCUGUCCUUGGUGCACCGAUUCCGGACAGAAAUGAGCUGAUUGCCGGCGAAGCACUGGACGAGGCGCUUGCCGCUCGUGGCGCGCAAUCGUUGGAGAUCAUUCCCGAGGCACUUCCCCUUCAAUAUGCUCCUCGUCUGACGACAACGAGUCCGCCGAAUGUGAUUUCUCUUCAAUCUGGAAUGCACACAAGCCCGACGAGUGCUUUAAAUGCGAUUUCACUCAAAGCUGCACCAUAUCCAAGUCCGACGAUUGAUGGAGCGGAGUUUGGUGGAGCGACGAUUGGUGGAGCGGAGAUUUCGAAUUCUUUCGCUCAAUUGCUUUCUACUGUAAUGCCGAUGUCGCAGAUUUCGCAAAAAUUUGAUGAAAAAGCGUUUUUUGGAGUGAAUGACGAGGAGAAUUUGAAGAAAGACCGCAAAGUGGUCGAGGUGACGAAAAGCAAAACAAUGACAGGGAAACAGGAACAGGAAAACGACGAAGAAACCGAAGAGAUCGGGGAAAUCGACACGGAAACCGAUUUCGCGGAAAAUGACGAAAUCGGCACCACCAUUGGCACGAUGAGGCGGAAAACGAAAACCAAGGAUCCGAUUACCGAGCUGCCCGCGCAAUUCGUCGAAAUGGGUAACGCGGUCGGGAUAAGGGAAACAGCAGAAGAGAUUCUGCAGUCACCGACGAGUUCGAUGAUCGACGAGUUGUCAUCAUUACCCACAAAUCCUACCGUAAUCCGGAGUGAUCAAAUGGAUCCGCUUGAGCUUUUCAUGCGUUUUCUUGGCUUUUUUCUUAUGAGUUUUACGGAAUCGACUGAGAAUGAGAUUGGGGAAAUGAUGGAGAUGAGGACAACUGAAGUGCUCAUCACGAUACCCAUCACGGUGGAAUCAAUUCAUCUCUCACUCGACGCCCCUUCAUCAACAACUCGACCAACAACUCCAUCAACUCUUCCGUCGCUCAUCGAUCGUCUUGUUUCGUUUUUCCGAAAAGCGCAAAUCCUUACGAAUUGCUCGAUUUCUGAGUGUCAACAAGUGGACCCACCGUUCCUUUCGUCGGCACAACUCCCUCUACACUCCUCAAAACAAUCGCGAAUCGAUGGCUUCAAUCCUCGCCGACGUCGGCGUCAAGCGUGCCCGUGCCGGCUCAAAUUCGACUGGGAAAUCGUCUUUCAAUUCGUCGAUUUGCUUUUAAAACGCGCUUAUUUAGAGGAAAUU
Mesorhabditis belari is the source of this 1236-nucleotide messenger RNA. The record is from the annotation of a GenBank genome assembly. Lineage: Eukaryota; Metazoa; Nematoda; Chromadorea; Rhabditida; Rhabditidae.